Messenger RNA from Meleagris gallopavo (turkey), 2129 nucleotides. The record is from RefSeq and is a predicted model, not a curated record. NCBI's taxonomy places the organism in Eukaryota, Metazoa, Chordata, Aves, Galliformes, Phasianidae.
CUCAUUUCAGAACCGUGGCGGCUGAAGUCAGGAAGCAGAUCUCAGGGCAGUAUGGAGGGUCUCCCCAGCUUCUCAAAAACCUCAAUAUUGGAGGCAGCGUCUCUCAUCACACAACCGUGCCACUUACGGAAGCAGUGGACCCGGUUGAUUUGGAGGACUACCUUAUCACACACCCCAUUGCAGUCGAGUCUGGCCCCUUGAGAGACUUGCUUGAGUUUCCUCCCGAUGACAUUGAGGUUGUGUACACCCCCCGAGAAUGUCGGACGCUUGUGUCAGCUGUUCCUGAAGAGAGUGAGAUGGACCCUCACGUGAGGGACUGUGUGAGAAGUUACACGGAAGACUGGGCAAUUGUGAACAGAAAGUAUCACAAACUGGGGACUGGAUUUAAUCCCAACACUUUAGACAAACAGAAGGAGAGGCAAAAGGGGCUCCCCAAACAGGUCUUUGAGUCUGAUGAAGCUCCAGAUGGCAACAGUUACCACGAUGAACAAGAUGACCUUAAGCGGCGCUCAAUGUCGAUUGACGAUACUCCCCGGGGCAGCUGGGCUUGCAGUAUUUUUGAUCUGAAGAACUCCCUUCCAGAUGCCCUUCUUCCAAACCUACUGGACCGAACCCCCAAUGAAGAGAUUGACCACCACAAUGAAGAUCAGAGGAAGUCCAAUAGGCAUAAGGAGCUUUUUGCACUACACCCGGCUCCAGAUGAGGAGGAGCCUAUAGAGCGACUUAGCAUUCCUGAAGUACCCAAAGAGCACUUUGGCCAAAGACUCCUGGUGAAGUGUUUGUCUCUUAAAUUUGAGAUAGAAAUUGAGCCCAUUUUUGCAAGUUUGGCAUUGUAUGAUGUUAAAGAAAAGAAAAAGAUUUCAGAAAAUUUCUACUUUGAUUUAAACUCCGAGCAAAUGAAGGGAAUGCUCCGUCCACAUGUCCCCCCUGCUGCUAUAUCCACGCUGGCCAGGUCUGCCAUCUUUUCAAUCACCUAUCCCUCUCAAGAUGUGUUUCUGGUAAUAAAGCUUGAAAAAGUAUUACAGCAGGGAGAUAUUGGGGAAUGUGCUGAGCCUUACAUGAUUUUUAAAGAAUCCGAUGCAGCAAAGAAUAAGGAAAAGCUGGAAAAACUGAAAUGCCAGGCAGAACAGUUUUGCCAAAGACUAGGCAAAUAUCGAAUGCCUUUUGCAUGGACAGCCAUUCAUUUAAUGAACAUUGUGAGCAGCGCUGGAAGUUUGGAAAGAGAUUCCACAGAAGUAGAAGUAGGCACAGGAGAACGCAAAGGCUCGUGGUCAGAGAGAAGGAAUUCCAGUAUCGUUGGGAGGCGUUCGUUAGAGAGAACCACAAGUGGUGAUGAGGCUUGCAAUUUGACCAGUUUUAGACCAGCUACUCUGACAGUGACAAACUUCUUUAAGCAGGAGGGUGAUCGCCUGAGUGAUGAAGAUUUGUACAAGUUCCUGGCUGACAUGAGACGGCCGUCAUCAGUGUUACGGAGAUUGAGACCUAUCACAGCUCAGUUGAAGAUAGACAUAUCUCCAGCUCCAGAGAAUCCCCAUUACUGUCUAACUCCAGAGUUGCUACAAGUGAAACUUUACCCAGACAGCAGAGUAAGACCUACAAGAGAAAUCCUGGAGUUUCCUGCCAGGGAUGUCUACGUUCCAAAUACCACGUACAGGAAUCUUCUUUAUGUCUAUCCUCAGAGCCUUAACUUUGCCAACCGCCAAGGAUCUGCCAGGAAUAUCACUGUGAAAGUCCAGUUCAUGUAUGGAGAGGACCCAAGCAAUGCUAUGCCGGUCAUCUUUGGCAAAUCUAGCUGUCCUGAAUUUUCCAAAGAAGCAUACACUGCUGUAGUGUAUCACAACAGAUCACCUGAUUUUCAUGAGGAAAUCAAGAUUAAGCUUCCAGCCACUUUAACGGAUCACCACCAUCUGCUUUUUACUUUCUACCACGUCAGCUGCCAACAAAAACAAAACACUCCCCUGGAGACUCCAGUUGGAUACACCUGGAUUCCGAUGCUUCAAAAUGGACGGUUAAAGACUGGUCAGUUCUGUCUCCCUGUCUCACUGGAAAAACCACCACAGGCAUAUUCAGUGCUUUCUCCAGAGGUAAGCAAAACAGGUAACACAAAGAGGCAGCAUCAAAAAGACUAA